ACACACUGCCAUCUGUUAACUAUAUGUGAAAACAAUCAAGAUAGUACUAUGACAUAAUUUAUAGAGGGCGUUUUAGUAUAAAAAAAUAUUCUACAAGUGACAGGUCUCAUCAAGCCCAGAUAAAGUCAAGAAUUCCGCCAUCUCUUUCUUUUAUGAAGUGAAUUGCGAAGCUGUACUCCGGUUCAGCGCUGAGCAAUUUUUAAUAGGAAAGUUGUUUAUCUCGACCGGAUUAUCGCAACAAUAUGGCAGCCGCCGUCGUGUCAGGCAAGGAUAUCGAGAAGCCUCAGGCAGAGGUCUCGCCAAUCCACCGCAUCAGGAUCACGCUGACUUCGCGCAACGUGCGCUCGCUUGAGAAAGUGUGCGCUGACCUCAUCAAUGGCGCCAAGAAACAGAAGCUGCGUGUGAAGGGCCCAGUCCGCAUGCCGACCAAGAUCCUGCGCAUCACAACCCGCAAGACCCCUUGUGGUGAAGGUUCCAAGACCUGGGACAGGUUCCAGAUGCGCAUCCACAAGCGAGUGAUCGACCUGCAUUCCCCCUCAGAGAUUGUGAAGCAGAUCACUUCCAUCAACAUCGAGCCUGGUGUAGAGGUUGAGGUCACCAUCGCCGACGCGUAGGCACAGCCGCCAAUAAAUAUAUUUAUGUA
Manduca sexta (tobacco hornworm) is the source of this 643-nucleotide messenger RNA. RefSeq names its product 40S ribosomal protein S20 (gene RpS20). Gene Ontology annotation, biological process: translation. Bases 243 to 614 code for a protein of 123 amino acids. Gene Ontology annotation, cellular component: ribosome; cytosolic small ribosomal subunit. The record is from RefSeq and is a predicted model, not a curated record. Lineage: Eukaryota; Metazoa; Arthropoda; Insecta; Lepidoptera; Sphingidae. Gene Ontology annotation, molecular function: structural constituent of ribosome. The transcript has 3 exons.